Molecule: messenger RNA, 7702 nt
Organism: Biomphalaria glabrata
Lineage: Eukaryota; Metazoa; Mollusca; Gastropoda; Planorbidae
Product: cyclic AMP-dependent transcription factor ATF-4-like
Exons: 3
Coding region: 260-1012 (250 amino acids)
Biological process (GO): regulation of transcription by RNA polymerase II
Cellular component (GO): nucleus
Molecular function (GO): RNA polymerase II cis-regulatory region sequence-specific DNA binding; DNA-binding transcription factor activity, RNA polymerase II-specific
Source: RefSeq, a predicted model, not a curated record
GAGCGUAGGGCCAAGCGUGUGUGUAUGUGUUUUUUUUUCUCCCCCCUCUUUUCUUCUUUUCUAUAAUACAGCCAGCCGGGCCAUGGAUUCGUCAGUUAAGUGGUCUGAAAGCCAGACGCGAGCCAGGAGUGGGAAGUACUCGCUACGAUUAUAGACGACCAAAACAAAACUUGUUGAAACAUUGAAGUGAAUACAUCUCGACAUAGUUUUGGUUCAAGUUCGUUGAAUCUUGUGUUGCUUUUGUUUUUCAAUUAUAUUCAUGGAGCGCUACAUCUGUCCAGAGGCAUUCACUGCAACAGGUUUAUUAUCGCCGCCGCUGAACUUUGACCCGGCCAUCCUGAGUGACAACUUUCUGUUCCCGUCUGCCGACAAUGUUGCGGCCUUGCCGUCGGACGCGGCGGAUGACCAGUACCGGGACAGCAACAACAACAACACCGUCUACACCAACCACAACAGCGGAUACAGCGACAUGUAUUCUUUGGAGGAUGACGAUGUUUUCGCGGCGGUCAGCGUUGCCGCCCCUGAUGCCGAGGAGGACUACGAGAACGCCGUGUCCGUGGGGUCAAGCGGGGUCAGCAGCGACAACCAAGGACUACUGGACGCAGCCUACGAGUCGGUCAUGAGCAGGCGCCUGACUCCGCUGUUGAAACACGAACUUAAGUACCUGAUCCAGUCCAGGAGGCUGUCCCAAGGGAUGUCCGAGAUGCAGGUCGAGUUUGAGGAGCCGACCACUGGUCAGUUGAGGUCAGAGGAGUUGGAACGUAUUCAGAGAAGGCGUCAUCAAAAUAGAAUGGCGGCCAGGCGAUUUAGGCAGAAGAGGAAAUCAUCAGAAGAGAGUCUUGUGCAGACCAUUGAAGAACUACGUAGAACCAAUGUUGAACUGGAACAGAAGGCCGAGCAAUUACGGCGAGAGAAGAACGAGCUUAUGGAGAUAGUGGCCGCACAUCGCAACUUCUGUCCUUUCUUUCAGCACGAGCUGGUUGGCGGUGCGGUCAGCGACAGUAUACCGUAGCAACCACACGCCAGCCUUGAAACUCAGUGCUUAGAGCACAGACCAAAACAAGACAUAAUGCUCCCAUGAUUAUGACAAUACUGUCGAAACCGGAAAUUUCCUUUUCCAGUGGAUUUUCGUGGACUAUCAAAGGGGUUUUCCCGAUAGAUCUAGACGGCGGGGAAACAUUUGGCUGAUGUCACCGGAUGUGACCCGAGUUGUGGUCAGCUUUAUUUCGUGGAAUCUAAUUGUGUGUAGGAACAUACAUGGUCUACGCCCCGCCCCCUUUGCAAUGUAAACUAAAGGCCAUCUCAUCUUUACGAAAUGUUGAACAAAUCAUGUGAUUUUUUUUAAAAAACAAUGUCGAUCUAAUUUAAAAUCUUUAAAAACUUUUAUAGUACACCGCUGUAGAUAAAAUAUGUUUUAAUGGCAUUCGCAUCAACUCAGGAAAUUUGAUUGAAUAAUACACUUCUACUCAUGAAAUGAAAGAAUUUGAAAGACUUCAAUAACUUUUAGUAACCAUUAUUAAGGAAACCUCAGAAUUUGCGCUAUUCAACUUUAGCUUUAUCAUCAUAGGAAUCCUUGGGUCUUAGGCCUCUUUUCUUUGCCUCUUUUUUGGGAUCUAUGUGCCUCUUUUGUGGGCUUUUUUUUAUGUGUUUAUUUGUAAGUUCUCAUAAUUCACAAGUAUUAAAUCAUAAACAAUUGAAAAGUGAUGAACCUAAAAAUAUAAUAAUAGUAAUGGAAAUAAUUUAAAACUAUACUACUCUAUUCACUUCAAAAACAAUGAAGCUCCAACAGUAUUUAUUGUUAUCAAUGUAUGUUUCGAAAUUGGUUUUGUAUUUUAGCAUCUUAUAAAAUGUUAUUUUUAUGAAUUAGUUCAUCCACAUUUAUAACAAACUCUUGGUUAGAUUGGUUUGAAUGUCUUGACUCUAAAAACAAUGCUCAUGUUAUAGUUUUUGUUAUAAACCAAAUUUUAAAAGCAUUGAAGUUGGUGAUUUUCUUUUAAAAAAAUUUAAUUGUAGAUAUGUUUGCCUUUAAAAUGUGUUUGUGCUGACCUAAAUAAAUGCAAGUGUAUUCAAUCUUUAAUAUGUUUCUUUAUCAUAGAAAAGUAUUUAGAAAAAACACACAAAAACUAAUUAAUUUUAAAAGCCGACUAUAGUUGUAUCGCGACUGAAUCUGUAUUGUAUAGGAUUAAAGUCAACUAUUGAACUACAACUCAGGUUCACUGUAGAGCAAGCAUAGUUUAAGUGCAUGGUCCAAUAUUCACAUAUAUCAGUUAGUGUCUAGCCAAAUACUAUUAAGAGGAUUUGACGGGAACAUGGAGGAAUAUCUGAAUUACUUUCAGAAGUGAAACAUCUUUGUCUCAAGAGGAACAAAAAGUAGAGCACACUAAGAUUCUGUUAUAAAAAAUGUUUAUGCGGACAUAAUGCAUUGACACCUCGGAUUGCGAGCUAAAUUCGUUAUUGAGACUUGAAAAUAAUUUAAAAUUCGUAUUUCAAAGUAGAAAUCUUACCUAAAGAAAUAAACUUCUAGAAAUGAGAUUUUUUUCCCGAAGUAAUACAUUAUUUGAGCUACCAAAAAUUUGGCUUAGAAUUGACAACUAGAACUAAGGAAGAACAAUAAUAAAGUUUUGUUUUUAAAUUUAAGAAACUUAAAACGUGAUAACCGUUCAAACCUGUUUUCAUGGACAUUUCAGAUUGCGGAACGUCGUGUGCUAGAUCUCCAAUACCGUCUUCUAAAUGUUUAUGGUACUUCAUCUUCAGAGAACUCUUCAGUAUGUACCAUUAAUUUAAAGAAUGUCUAGAAAUAACACUUUAUAUUGUGAGGGAUAAAAGGUGUUUAUGGUCUGCUCUGCUCAAUAAUGUUUGGAUGCUGGUGUUACUGAUACAUACUGCUCACAAUGUGAUGGCACAGCCCCAUACUGCUCACAAUGUGAUGAUGAAGCCAAAUACUGCUCACAAUGUGAUGAUGCAGCCAAAUACUGCUCACAAUGUGAUGAUGCAGCCAAAUACUGCUCACAAUGUGAUGAUGCAGCCAAAUACUGCUCACAAUGUGAUGAUGCAGCUAAAUACUGCUCACAAUGUGAUGAUGCAGCCAAAUACUGCUAAGAAUGUGAUGCUGGUGGUGCGCAGUGCUUAACUGACAUGAGUAUCGAUACAGACUACUCACAAUAAACUGGUGUGAUGAGGUAGGGUGCCGACUAUGAUGAAGUGUUCAUUCAUUAUAUCUCAGAGGACAGUAAAUACACUUUACAUUGGAUGAAACAAUGCAGUUACACGGCCGCAAGUCAAAAAUAUAACUCUAGGCAUUUAGUAACAUUUUUACCCAAUAGUGUCAUGCGUAAUACAUGUUGCUCGCUGAUCAGUUUUUUUUAGUCGUAUUUCAAAUCCAAACUUAUUACACUUCCGAUCAUGCGCAAUGCUCGCAAACCGAGGUAGUUAACAACUGAUCACGUACUUGUAGGUAUGCUUAUAGUAGAUGCAAUAGAAACCACAAAGUGGCAGCACCAUAUCACAAUGCUACUACAGGGUUAUGACUUACUGGUUUAAAUCUUUGUGCAUUGUUUUUGAAAUCUUGCAUCAUACACAUUUCAUUUUGUUCCAUCGGUCAUAGUUCACAUCACAAUAUUCAUGUUCCGUCAUACAAUCACAAUGUUCAUGUUCUGUCAUACAAUCACAAUAUUCAUGUUCCGUCAUAGAAACUGCUGUCAUCAUGUGGUCCACCCACCCACCAUCUAAGGCUGCCCCCAAUGUCAUCAUGUGGUCCACCCACCCACCAUCUAAGGCUGCCCCCAAUGUCAUCAUGUGGUCCAACCACCCACCAUCUAAGGCUGCCCCCAAUGUCAUCAUCAUGUGGUCCACCCAGCCACCAUCUAAGGCUGCCCCCAAUGUCAUCAUCAUGUGGUCCACCCACCCACCAUCUAGGGCUGCCCCCAAUGUCAUCAUCAUGUGGUCCAACUACCCACCAUCUAAGGCUGCCCCCAAUGUCUUUCAGACGAUACCAAGUCUAUGAGUACUCGCCUUGUUACGGACGACUACUUCGUUUGGUAAUCUAGCGAACGUUUUAUAAAUAGAACAUUAUCCAGAUUUGUUUUGUUUAAGUAUUAUUAAAAUGAGCUACCUCAAGCGUUACAUUUAGCGUACUCAGGAGCGUGGAGUGGGGGGAGGGGGGAUUUUACUUCAUCUCUAUUAGCAUAAGAUUGUUUCAUUUAUUUAAAUCAGCGCCUCGGGGAUGGCAUAAUCUCACAUUUUACUAAAAGAAAGUCAGGGUCUCUAUGUUCAAAUGAUUUUAGUAACACCUUAGACAUAAGAUCUUGGCAGGGCAUUGUAGCGACUAUGUCCUAGAAAAAAAAAUGUAAGAGCCUGGCUUUGUAAUUGUAAAGUGAAUGUAGAUAGAAUCUGGGAAUUCCGUAGGUUGGUCAUCAGUGUUACAGCUCAGUCCAGUCUUUGCUGACUAUAAAUCAAAGGAAAGACUUAUCUCCAGAAGUAGAAGAAAGGGCGACAACUUUUUACGUCCUCGUCACGGUGUUGCAGCAAACUUUAGUGUUUGUGUGUGUAUAAAUCUAUUAGAUUAUGUUUCACACAUAGGCUUGGCUGACAUUGUACAUUGUCUAAUCAAUGGAUUGAAUCCUGUGCUUCCUGUUUAUGUUUUAUUUUUAGAUUUGCUCAUUAUUAGAAAAUUAUUUUAUGACUUUGAUAUUUCUGUUUAAAAGUUUGUUUUAAAUUUAUCAUUAUACGCAUUCUCAUUUUUCAUUCCGUUUUUUUUUUUUUUUUUUUUUUUAAAUUCUCAUAUUUUCUCUGUUCAUCGCUAACUGUUCUCUACUCUCUAGGCUUUUGUUUUAGUUGUAUGAUAAACAAGUAGAUCUAAACCAUAGAAUACAUCUCCAAUAUUUUAUACGUUUGUAUUCCAAUUAUGAUUUGUCAAAAUGUAAACAAGAGUGUAUAAUUUAAAAACAUAUAAUAGGUAUUGAAAGCAUUAUCUGAAUAGGAUGUAGAUAAUUAAAAAUUUAGAAAUGAAAUGACUUUUUGUAGCCUUCUAUACAAAAUAACAUUUGAAUUAAAAAAAAUUAAAUUACAUAUCUAUGGUUGCAUCUGUCAGCCAGAACUAAAUCUAACGCUUACGUUUGGGUUUCCAGGGUAAGUAAGGACACUGUUAAAAAUGCCAAGUUCAAUGCCUGGAUAGAAGAUUGUCAAUAAAAUUUUAGUUAACUAGAAUAUAGAUAUAUGCUUCUCAUGUUAUGAUACAGUGAAAAGAUUUGCUUUUUAUAAAUUAUUAACAGAACCCCUGCGCAAGCGCCAAAGCGGCUGCGCCAAAGCGGCUGCGCCAAAACGAUUAUCACGCGAAAAACAGCUGCGUCAAAUCGUCGCGUACCCGACCUUACAGUCUCAUAGUAUGUCUGGCUACCCCAACAAAAUUAAGCUAGGGAUUAAACAGGCAUUUUAGCGCUUUAUCAGCAGCUUUAUACUCGGCGAAAGACUAAAUGCUUUAAUUGUAGUUUGACAACCCUAAAAUGUAGAGCUGAUCAUUGCUUUAGUUGAACAUUUGAUAGUUCAGUUGCCCCAAUCCCCUCGUUUGAACUUUCAAUGAAUUUUUUUUUAAUUUUCUGUCUCGAUGUUUUCUGUUAAUAAAGAUUUGUUGUUUAUAUUCUGCCUUUUUUUUUUUUUUUUCAUAGUUUAUGACGACACAUUUUUAUUAUUCCUUUUUUCUUUUCUUAACAUGCGACAAGCUUGAUCACGUGAUCGAGUCUGUUCACGUGAUCGAGUUUGGUCACGUGAUCGAGACAGCUGCUGAUGAGCAUCCUUUUGAUUGAAAGCAUUUUCUAAAGUGAUGUACAGUUUACUCAAGCUCUAAGAACAGGAUUGCCUACCUCCUCUACUCUUUAUAGUUUCAGGGGAGAGGGAUAAAGAUCUUUAUUCUACCCUGAUUUCAUGGGAAUAAACUCUUUUUUUUUUACUUUUCAGUUUAGCUUUUGAAACAUGAGUCUCUAAAUGUUUGAAGUAUCACUGAGAGGCUAUGUCUAGCACCAUAGAUGUAGUGUAGUGAGAUACGGUUGUUACUUCUGUGUUACUUACUAUAGGGAGUCUCUUGUUUUUAUCAAACUUAUAUCAGCUCACUCUGUCUGUCAGGGUACACGUAUUUUCUCCCACUUUCCAUUCUCGGAUUAAGUUCAAACUUUGCACGCUGAUAUAUUACCCGUAACAAAACGUGAACCGAUUGAAAGUAAACAAGGUUACAAAAGACAGUUUGUGUGGAAACACAAACUCAAAAUCGGCCCCCGAAGUGGUCCACCCAGGCAGGCUUCAAUAUUUUCAGAAAGAACAUCCGAAUGAAAUUAUAUUAAACACAAAUGAGAGAUAAGAAUGGAGAAAGAAGGUUAACAGAUCUUGUGUAGUGCCCCAAAGGUCCCGCAGAUCAAAGGAUAGGUGAAAGUGAAUGCAAAGUUAGAUUUGAACCUGGCCUAACUAGUUCCCCUUUCAGACCUUGUGAUUUAAAGUUCAUCUGUUUUUUGUGGCCUAUGGUUAACGAGGGUGUCAUGUAGCCAGCACAACGACCGACCGCCUUUACUUUUCCAGAACUAAUGUCAGGUACCCAUUAGAGCUGAGUGGACUCAGAGGCGCCCAAAGACUCCAAAGUUGAAUUUUCGGAUUUUCAAUAUCUUUUCUAGUUUACGAGAUCUAAACGGGACGGACGGACAGACUGACAGACAUUUCGCACAAAACUAAUAGCGUCUUUUCCCCUUUCGGGGGCCGCUAAUAAAUAAUUAAUUAAUAAGUGAUAAUUAAUUAAUUGUAUUUGAUCUAAAGAAGGUAAAUAAAUCUUACAGUAUUAAGAUAUAUGGCUGUAACAGUGCAUCUUCUUUUUUGAAGUAACGUCUGUAUUAUAUAAGAUAAGAUAUGAUAAGUUCUCUCCUCUAUAAUAUAUUCACUUAAAUAAUACAAGUACUGUUUGUAAUGUAUUCUACUUUUUUUUUGUUUUACGUUAUAAGAGUGAACUCUUGCAGCAACCAAUCAAAUCAGAUUCUCUCCCCCUGGCUAUGUUCUUAAGUCAUUUAAAGAAAUAUUUUGGUUAGUGUUAAUUGACGUCAUGUAAAUAUUUAUGUAAAUAUAUUUUUUAAUGUCCAUUUUAAAUGUUUUUUUAUCAAAUAAAAAAAACAUACAGAUUUGUGGUGACCUGAUUUAUUGGAUAGUUAGAAGUUCAUAUCUACGACGAGAAAGUGUUUAAACCUCGUGCUACAAAUUUUAUUAUAUUUUUAAUUAAUUUUUUAUAUUACUAUUUGUAUAAUUUUUUGUAAAAAAUAUAAUUUUUGUUUAUAAGAUUGAGAUUUUUAAAAUUCGAAAACUGUUUUUCAUUAGAUGAAAGCGUACCUACGUAGCCUUAGUGACCAAGUACCCACUAAGUGACCUACUUAUUGGCCCAAAAUGGUAAUUAGCGCAGUGGUCCCAAAAGUGCCCUAAUUAGUGGUCAACUUAGUCACUUACUUAUUGGCAUAGUCCCCAUCUUGAUGGACUACCUUGUGCCAUCUUAACAAAACAUGAAUGUAAGAACGUUACUUGUGUGUCUCAUCUCAAUAGAAAUGCUCAUGCUCUCAAUGCUGCCUGCUCUUACAUUCACAUGUUUGUUUGUUUUUUAUUAUUAUUGAUUUUGUUAUCAAAUUGUUAUUGAUGAUAAACAAAGUUCUGAGGAGCUAACUAAUAAAAACCAAUCACUGAA